UGUUCAUGAGCUGGCUACAGGGCGCCUUGGUAACCGGCAAAUUGUGACAGUUAAUUUAGAAGUCGUUCGGUCUGUUUUUAGACAAUCGAAGCAGUUGUAAGCGAUCAUAUUUGCGUAGUCGAGUAGUGAACGCUGUACAGACGUCAUAUCCAUCGGUUAUUCAAGUGAGAAAUGGAGUCAAACCCAACAGGUAGCCCGGGAAUGAACAAAUUCAAAGAUGCUCGGUCGCCGGAAACGCACGUAAACAAGCGCCAGGCUCCGGAUUCACACUGUGGCACAGAUGCAGCUCGCGCCAGGUGGACCAUCCUCAGACAGGUAUUGAGACAGAAGCAACUCGACAAUGUCAAUGUUCAGUCAGUGUCCGUUCGCCGGUUCUCCUCCUUCAACCUGUUCUCCAGGGCUGAGGUUCCUUCUCUUGAGAGCGAUGGUCCAUCUGAUGGGAGGUGGAUUGAGUACAGAAGUGCCUGUUUUCCCCAAUACAGUGCCUUAAUCAGAGACAGCCAAGGGCCAAUCAAGAUGGAGGAGGUGCUCAACAGCUUCGACAACACCGGGAAUGUCUGUGUUUGGCCCUCCGAAGAGGUGAUGACCUACUACUGUCUGAAGAAUCGUCAUAUGUUUAUGGGUUCCUCUGUGUGUGAAUUAGGUGGAGGGAUGACAUGUCUUGCUGGGCUCAUGAUUGCCGUUUGUGCUGAUGUGAAGGAAGUGCUGCUAUCUGAUGGGAAUGAGAAGGCCAUUGAGAAUGUGCGUGGUGUUAUCGAGAGGAAUAGACAAGCCGGAAUGUUCACCUGCACCAACGUGUCCAGCAGGGUGGUGAGAUGGGACAGCGAGAGAGACGUGGCCGCGAUGGAGGGCCGCUUUGACGUGGUCAUGUGCGCUGAUUGCCUGUUCCUUGACCAGUACAGAGCCUGCCUGGUUGAUGCUCUAAGGAGAUUACUACGGCCUGAUGGCACAGCAUUGGUGUUUGCCCCUACUAGGGGAGACACACUGACAGAAUUCUGUAGACUGGCAGAAAGAGCAGGACUCCUAGUGUGCCGCUAUGACAAUUACGACUCGAUCAUAUGGGAUCUGCAUAUAAAGAUGAAAAGAGAGGGAAAGGAGGCAUAUGACGAGAACAUCCACUAUCCGGUGCUGCUUACCCUCACCCACAUACCCAGUCCACACCUGCUGUGAACCUGGCAGACCUCUGCUGUGCCACCCCCUGGCUCUGCCACUGUGAUACCCAGGGUUUACUCAACCUAGCCUUUUUUUCCACUCUUAUGUCCAUAAUGCUUUUAAAACACACAGUAGGUGUUGGAGUGUGUGGGAUUCUACUGCUGUGUGAACUCACGCCUGACCUUGUUUCUGUGCAAUAAAAAAAAAAGUGUGUUAAA
Silurus meridionalis is the source of this 1370-nucleotide messenger RNA. It is a transcript of the gene camkmt, whose product is annotated as calmodulin-lysine N-methyltransferase. The record is from RefSeq and is a predicted model, not a curated record. Gene Ontology annotation, cellular component: cytoplasm. The transcript has 11 exons. Gene Ontology annotation, molecular function: calmodulin-lysine N-methyltransferase activity. Bases 172 to 1170 code for a protein of 332 amino acids. Lineage: Eukaryota; Metazoa; Chordata; Actinopteri; Siluriformes; Siluridae.